Molecule: messenger RNA, 2167 nt
Organism: Ciona intestinalis (vase tunicate)
Lineage: Eukaryota; Metazoa; Chordata; Ascidiacea; Phlebobranchia; Cionidae
Product: dehydrodolichyl diphosphate synthase complex subunit nus1
Cellular component (GO): dehydrodolichyl diphosphate synthase complex; endoplasmic reticulum membrane
Molecular function (GO): ditrans,polycis-polyprenyl diphosphate synthase [(2E,6E)-farnesyl diphosphate specific] activity
Source: RefSeq, a predicted model, not a curated record
UAUGCGUAUUCUUCUAUUCUUUGUGCAUCAUUUGCGGUAAAAUAGGAGUUAUUUUUUUAAGCUUUUAAAAUGAAAAAAAAUGUGUUUUUAAGUUUUUUUAAAUUAUUUAUUUUAAAGACGAUACUUUGUUUCACGGCCGGGGAUUUCAUUUCGUUUAUGUUCCAGUUUUUGCCACGCUUCAAUGGUGACGUCAUCAUAGGUAGAUAAUAACAGGUUUGCGAUGAAGAAGCUUCUUAUCAUUAAGAGAAGUUUUUUUCACGGUCGAUUUAGUUGGUAUUUUCAGGAUUACUUAAAAUUAAAAAGCUUACGAGGACAACACUAAAGGGAGGGAUGGAGGAAAAUACCGUUACUAAACGGAGGGACGGAGGAAAACUAUUUUAACCGCAAAUAAGUGGAGAGAAUGAGGAAAACUAUUGUAUUUUCACACUAUAGUCUAUGGUGCUGUACUGCUGUGAAGAUAAAUGUCCACUCCUUUACAGCGGACUGGCCUUCUAUCAACAUGCAGGAACACCAGUGACAGAUGCCAGUGUCCCCCGUCCCAGCGUCCCUCAACCAUUCCUUCUUUCCUCCACUUACUUCUUUUUCUUCUUUGUAGUAACGAUAUUUUAUCUCCCACCCUCCUUUUAGUUUCUCCCACUUCCGAUCACAAAGUUAAUGUGAUUGAUAAUUAUAAUCUAUUUUUGAUGUUAAAAGACAUAAAAAAAUAUAUAUAAUAUAAGUUUUUCGGUCAGCAAUAAGUGUAUUAAUUUUGAAAUAUAUAAUGAUGAUAUUUAAUGUACAGGUCAAAAACAAAUUGUUGUAACGAUUUCUGGUUCAAUAAAAUGACAUCGUUGCUUGAGAGAAAAUGGACUUCAGUGCUUAAUCAGCCAAUACACCAUGUUCUGAAUGUUGUUUUUAUUGCUGUACAUGGAGCUGUAGUGAUGUGGCGCAUUCUAAAGCUGGUUGUAAUGUAUUUACUAUCGCACCAAAUAAAAAUUCCAACUUUAAGAAAUACCUCCGCAGAAACCAUGCAAGCUGAUGGAAGAAAACUUACUAAAACCCCUCUCCAUUUAAUUAUAAUAAUUGGAGAAAAGGAGUACAACUGUGACAGUAUUGUGGAUAUGUUGGUUUGGUCAUUUUUUAUUGGAAUUCGUUAUGUUACCAUUUCAAGUAAAAGCAUAAAACUAAGGAACCAGUGCCAAAUGAGAUUUGAGGAACGAUGCUUGAAAUUAUCAUCAACUAUUAUUACCUCCAAGACAAAGUUUCAUUCAGAUUAUAUGUUCGCUACCGGAAACCAGGAUUUUAAUGUGGUUUUUACAGCUUUAAAAAAUAGCAAAGCGGAAUUUAUGAAUGUAUGUAAAGAAAUUUGCACAAGCAAAACUAGAAGUUCCGUUAUUAAACUUGAUUCCAUUGACCAUUUGGUGAAGGAGAAUACUGGAAAUAUAUUGGAGCCUGAUCUGGGACUUUGUUUUGGACCUUACUACUCUUACUAUAGUUGUCAACCAUGGAACAUUAGACUUACUGAAUUUUUUCACCUUCCCACGCAUCAAAAAAUAAAAUAUUGUAAUUUUCUUGCAUCACUGCAUAGGUUUGCUGCGUGUAAACAACGUGUGGGUGUGUGAACAAUCUUAUAUAAAAGAACAUAAGUUUAUUUAGCUAAAAGCAAACAUAAUUUAGACAAAUUUAAAACUCUUUCUUAUUUGCUUAUCAAAGUUGUUUCACUAUUGAGCAUUAAUUUCAUAUUUUAUGUUAAAAUUGUUUUGUUGAUUUUUUUUCGGAAACUGCGUUUAGCAAAUAUUUGUUAAAUUAUAUCCUGGUAAAUUUUAAAAUCAAUUUUCUCAACGUUAUUGUAUGUUACUCCCAUGCAAAUAAUUAGAACAUUUUUUAUUUUUCUAAUUACACCAGUUAAGCAUACAGCAUUUUAUUUGUUGUAUGCUUAAGGGUUGUUUAUUAUAUCAACUGUAUAUCUAUUAUUCUAUCUGAAUCAUUUUUAAAAUCCGAAACAACUAACAAAACUGGUAUCUUUUCUAAUCCCUACGAUGAGAAACCUUGAAAGCUUUAAAUCAUGAAAGCUUUAAAAUUUACAAAUGUUAUUGUUGCAUAUUGUUUGGUCAUAUUUAAAGCAGUCUAGAGAAGCUGAGUACUUUUUGCCGAAUUCCAACGUAAAUUUUACUUAAUGCAUUUAUAG